Molecule: messenger RNA, 531 nt
Organism: Cornus florida
Lineage: Eukaryota; Viridiplantae; Streptophyta; Magnoliopsida; Cornales; Cornaceae
Product: jacalin-related lectin 19-like
Exons: 2
Coding region: 1-531 (176 amino acids)
Molecular function (GO): carbohydrate binding
Source: RefSeq, a predicted model, not a curated record
AUGGUACUUGUUUGGAUUCCAUUGGAGUAUACAUUAAGCCAUUCAACGAAAAUUGACUCCACAACACCUCUUGGUCCAUUUGGAGGUGCCGGUGGACAGCAGUGGGAUGACGAAACCUACAACACAGUAAGGGAACUAACUAUAUACUCUGGAUAUGAUAUUAAUUUCAUUCAAGUUGUCAACGAUGAUAUUGAAGGAAAGCCAGUAUCCAGGAAAAAGCAUGGUGGUGACAGUGGACAACCAAACACGGUAAAAUUAGACUAUCCUAUUGAGUACCUCCUUUCGAUAUCAGGGCACUAUGGGUAUAAUGAUAAUAACACUCUUGUUCUAAGAUCUCUUACAUUGCAAAGCAAUAUAAAGCAAUAUGGACCAUAUGGUACUGAAAAUGGAACUCAUUUUAUAACCCCAUUAGCUGCCGGCAAGAUUGUUGGAUUCUUUGGAAGAGAUGGUGCUCGUUUGGAUUCGAUUAGAGCAUACAUUAAGCCAUUCCAAAUUAGUGUUGGUCCAUUUGGAACUACUCGUGGACAGUAA